CCAAAGUAGCAUUCUGUUAAUUACUCCCUUUCUAUAUUCGGAGAGAGUGUAAGUGUAAGUGUAAGUGUAAGAAAGAAUGUCUACCAUUUUUGCUGGUUUAGUGACUCUAAUAAUGCUGAUAAUAAUGGUAGUAAAGAAGCUAAAUCACUGGAGAUUUACUACUAAAUUUGGAGCAAAGCUUCCUCCUGGCUCUUUGGGUUGGCCAUAUAUAGGAGAAACUCUUCAACUUUUCUCUCAAAAUCCACACCUCUUUUUCUCCUCCAGACAGAAAAGGUAUGGGGACGUAUUUAAGACCCGAAUAUUAGGAUGUCCAUGCAUUAUGUUAGCAAAUCCAGAGGCCUUAAAAUUUGUUUUGAUGACAAAGGCUAACUUGUUCAAGCCUACCUACCCUAAGAGCAAGGAGAGGUUGAUUGGUACAAAUGCUAUCUUCUUCCGGCAAGGUACAUACCAUUCUCAAAUUAGGAAAUUGGUUCAAGCUUCUCUUUCACUUGACACCAUUAAGCCUCGCAUUCCCAAGAUUGAACUCAUUGCCAAAUCUACUUUGAAUUCAUGGGCCGACGGCCGGGUUGUUCAUGUCUUCCAAGAGUUGAAGAAGUUCACUUUCGACGUAGCAGUGCUGUCCAUAUUUGGUGAGCUGGACAGUUACUAUCACCAAGUACUCAAGGAGAAUUACGUCACGUUGGACAAGGGCUACAACUCUUUUCCCACGAUCAUACCUGCCACUUGUUACUUCAAAUCUCUUAUGGCAAGAAGGAGACUCAGCCAAAUCAUAAGAGACAUACUGAACGAUAGAAGAGAGAAAAGAUUGACAACAAGAGACCUGUUGGGAUGUUUAUUGAAUUUUAAUGAAAACGGGAAAACUUUAACGGAUGAUCAAAUCAUUGACAACGUCAUUGGUGUUCUUUUUGCUGCUCAAGAUACAGCUGCCAGUGUGUUGACUUGGAUUUUGAAGUACAUUACUGAUCACCCCAAAUUACUCGAGGAGAUACAGAGAGAGCAAAUGACUAUAUACAAAGCUAAUGCAAAUGGAGAGCAACCAUUAACAUGGACACAGAUUAGGGAGAUGCAAGUCACACAUAAGGUUAUACUGGAGAGCUUGAGGAUGGCCAGCAUUAUAUCUUUUACGUACCGAGAAGCAAUUCAAGAUGUUGUUUACGAUGGUUACCUAAUUCCAAAAGGGUGGAAAGUACUACCUUUAUUUCGAAACAUCCAUCAUAAUCCUGCUUUUUUUGACGAUCCAGAAACAUUUAAUCCUUCACGAUUUGAGGCAGCUACAAUAAAGGCCCACACAUAUAUGCCAUUUGGUUAUGGCGCCCAUGCAUGUCCAGGAAAUGAAGUCGCCAAGUUAUUGAUGCUCGUUUUUAUCCACCAUCUGGUCACCCACUUCAGGUGGGAAGUGGUAGGACCUCAUAGUGGUGUUGAAUACGACCCAUUUCCAGUGCCGGAACAAGGACUCCGGACUAGGUUUUGGAGAACAUCUUAAUCAAGAUUCAAGGCCAACAAAUACAGCUUAUUGGGUGGUUAAUCAUCGUCCCAAAAUUACUAGUUCGGUGAUGGUAUUAAUAGAAAACUUUGUAGCAAUGUAUCUUUAAUAAUUGUUAGAAUAAUUUUAGUUGACAAUUGGCUGCUUGUCAUGCCACGUCAAAUGCAAGAUUGGGAAUCGAUUAGGAAGUGUUUUUUUUUUC
This is a messenger RNA of Beta vulgaris subsp. vulgaris (sugar beet), 1685 nucleotides long. RefSeq names its product abscisic acid 8'-hydroxylase 4. NCBI's taxonomy places the organism in Eukaryota, Viridiplantae, Streptophyta, Magnoliopsida, Caryophyllales, Amaranthaceae. The record is from RefSeq and is a predicted model, not a curated record. The transcript is spliced from 9 exons. Gene Ontology annotation, molecular function: iron ion binding; (+)-abscisic acid 8'-hydroxylase activity; heme binding. Bases 77 to 1483 code for a protein of 468 amino acids. Gene Ontology annotation, biological process: sterol metabolic process.